AUGGCCGGUGCUAUUGAAGCUGAGGGCGCACAAUCCACCUGCCCGCCAGUCAACGAGGGGGGAGAUACCAGCAAUGACUCCGCCAAACCUGUGUUCAAGGGUGAGCGCCCAGCUUGCUUCAGCACCACGAUCCAGGAGUGUAUUUUUGUCAUCACGACAACGAUGGCAAUUGGCCAGGCAUCCUUCUUCACGGGGAUGAAUAUUGGAGUUACAGCCGCUAUCGGCGAGGCAUUGAACAUGUCAUCGGCGGAGAUUACCUGGAUCACUGCUGGUGCUUCACUCAGUAGCGGCGCAUUCCUCCUCUCCUUUGGCAAAUUUGCGGACCUGUUUGGCCGUAAGGUCAUGUUCGUCGUCUCCAUGCUGCUUUACACCGUGAUCGUCCUUGUUGCUGGCUUUGCGCCAAACGCCAUAUUUCUCGAUAUUUUCUCCGGUUUCGUCGGUCUCUGUUCUGCGGCUGUCGUCCCACCUGCUGUGGGCACUCUAGGUGCAGUAUACGAAAAGCCUUCCAGGCGAAAGAACAUUGCGUUUUCCUGCUUCAGUGCUGGGAAUCCACUAGGUUUCAUUCCCCAUGGCUCUUGCCUACAAAACGAAAUUGCUAAGAUUUACGAAAUCAGUCUUUCCGGAGACGCCCCCAAUGGAUGGAAAACUGGCUAUGUCAUUGCCCUUUUGGUGAUUGGCGUGCUUCUUGUCGCCGCAUUUCUGUAUUGGCAGUCCAUCGCGAAAUACCCAUUGAUGCCGUUGUACAUUUGGAAGGAUCGGGACUUCUCUUUGCUAAAUGCAAUCCUCGGCUUGGGCUUUAUGGGAUUCUCGUCAGUUUCCUUUUGGCUGGCUCUGUAUUUGCAGCGAAUAAAGCAUUUAGAUGCACUCGAGGUUGCUCUCUACCUUCUUCCUCAAGUCGUCAACGGGAUCCUAGUCAAUGUUAUUGCGGGCCUAAUUCUCCACCGGGUGAACAACAGGCUUCUGAUGGGCAUCGGUGCGCUCUCAUACGUUGCUUGUUUCCUUAUCCUUAGCUUUAUGCAGGAGGAUGCCACGUACUGGGCGUUUAUAUUCCCUGCCCUCAUGCUUUCUGUUGUGGGUGCGGAUAUUGAAUUUAAUGUCGUUAAUAUGUACGUAAUGUCGUCGCUUCCACCGUCUCAGCAAUCGUUAGCCGGUGGAAUAUUCAACACCCUUACAAAACUCUGCCAGAAUAUCGGGCUUGGCAUGACCACUGCUAUCUACAUCUCAAUGGAGCAUAAGUAUUCUUAUCCCCCCAGUAUAAAGCCGUAUCUGUCGACAUAUUGGCUUUCGGCUGGAUUUUCAGCACUGGGCGCCGUCCUGGUGUUCUUUUUGAAAAUUGGAACCCAAGGCAACUCCACUUCGAGAGAGGAGAAACGUCCGAUUGUCGGAGAUGAGACACGUGAAAGUGUAAGAGCCGGGAAAGAUGGAAAAGCCUGA
Messenger RNA from Uncinocarpus reesii 1704, 1434 nucleotides. RefSeq lists its product as uncharacterized. Gene Ontology annotation, biological process: transmembrane transport. Gene Ontology annotation, molecular function: transmembrane transporter activity. NCBI's taxonomy places the organism in Eukaryota, Fungi, Ascomycota, Eurotiomycetes, Onygenales, Onygenaceae. Gene Ontology annotation, cellular component: membrane. The transcript is spliced from 5 exons. The record is from RefSeq and is a predicted model, not a curated record. Bases 1 to 1434 code for a protein of 477 amino acids.